This is a messenger RNA of Topomyia yanbarensis, 2489 nucleotides long. It is a transcript of the gene Teh2, whose product is annotated as protein tipE. The transcript is spliced from 4 exons. Gene Ontology annotation, biological process: regulation of sodium ion transport. The coding region runs from base 1 to 915 and encodes 304 amino acids. Lineage: Eukaryota; Metazoa; Arthropoda; Insecta; Diptera; Culicidae. Gene Ontology annotation, molecular function: sodium channel regulator activity. The record is from RefSeq and is a predicted model, not a curated record.
AUGCAACCAACAAUCAUUAGCACAGAAAGCAAAAUGAGAUCGACCAAUGACCUACAUUCAUCUCUGUCGACUCUGUCAGCGGCACCCAGUCUGACCACGAUGAGUAAACCAAGUUCAAACAACAGCAAAGUUAGCCUCGCGCACAGUCGAACGGCGAGCAUAGCCGAAUCCAGCAGUAAGGAACCGAAACCGCCUACGCGGGAAGAAAUGAUUGCAGAACUGCUGGAGAAAGCCAAGUUCUAUACUUCACUAUGUCUAGGAACUACAGCCAUCUUGUCCGUUUUUGCUUUUCUGUUUCUGAUACCAUUCGUGGUGGAUCCAGCCAUAUCGACUAUUGUAGCUGAUUACGACCCAGUUCCGGUGACGUGUGUGGUGACCGAUCACGUGUACGCUGAAGGAAUGCGAAACUGCACCUGGAGCUCGUGCCGUGAAGGUUGUACAACAGCCGCCAUACGAUGUCAUCAGCUGCUGGUGAACUAUACCAAGAUUGCAUAUCACACACUGCAGAAAGAACCAAGAGAUCUCGAUGCUUUAGAGUGGGACGUGAUGGAUACCAAGUUCCUAGUCAACACGGAAGGCUGCGGUUAUCCACCGCGGGUUAAUUGCACUGAGUUCGCAAAGAAAUAUGGGUAUUCUCACGUAGGAGAACCCUUCCCCUGUUACUACAGUCGUGCCUAUCCCGAGAUGGUAGUAGCUCGCUACUCGUGGGAUGACAAUCUGAAGCAUCUCAUCCUCUCGCUGAUCAUACCGAAUGUGCUCUUUGCCGUCUCGAUUGGGGUGCUAAGCUAUUGGUACUGUCCCUGCUGCGACAAGGCUUGCCACAAAUCACCACGCGUCUACGCAGAAAAGUAUCCCACUAAAGAAAACAAACUUCUGUGCCGUAGUGACGAUGAGGAAGACGAACUAGACUACUGAAAGUUUAUUUUCGAUUUUUCACCACGUAGCAGCUGAAUUUUCUCAAUUCGGAAAACCAACAUUCUGCACACACUCACACCUCACACAGUGACCUUUUUCAACAGUAACAUUUUUUUCGGACAUAAUAACCAGAUUCUUAUAGAUUUUGUUCUACAGCUGCAUGCCUAUUUUCACCAUUUUUGCUCGUUAGGAUUUUAAGAGCACUGUUCAUUGAACUAUCCAAAUCUGACUAGCUUGAACGUGGCUAAAAUUGCGAUAGAUACUUUGAAACCGAUAAAACAUUAAUUUCGCAUCAUCACUCUGUGAAAACAUCAAGUUUUAGUCCAAUAAAAUAAAAUUACUUAUUAGCAUGGUUCAAAACGAGCUCUCGGCAUUGUCCUACUUUUUAGUAUUCAAUAACGUAAAGCUAACUAUAAAGACUACUACAAUCAUUUAGCGAAUGCUGCUUGUAAAUAUGAUGUACAUGGACAAAUUUUGUAAAUCUAUGUAAAUGUAAAUAGAACAAAACUAACAGCGUCGCGAUAUCGUUGUACAUAAAUACGCAUUGCCAUGUUUCAUUCACCUUCUUACCACUUACAGUGAACUUUGAACAGUAUGGCAUUGUUGAAAACGUCGUUUGAUUGCGACGAGUUAAAUUUUGCAUAGUCCUAUGCAGUAAAAUACACGGACAUCGCGAGUUCGGUUUAUCUUGAUAUUAUCAUCUUAUUUAUAGUACAUACUAGCAUUAUCGUUUACUCUUUCCUCGUUAUCUAGAACAUUGACUUUUCUUAACAUUCUUUACAUGUAUUUUCCUUUUCUGUCAACCAAUUCUUCUCUUUCCAUUCCGAUUGUUUCUUGAUUAUUACAUCAUCAACACAAUCAAUAACCCCCACCACACUGUCCGCUUGUACACUGGUGAAUACGGUCGAUCGUGGAUUAGUAAAGAGUCGUGGAACAUUGACCUUCCUAACGAAUACAUAAGCAAAAUAUGAGAUAAAGAAACAUCGCUGGACCCAGCUUCAUUGGCAACAGUGACAAAUCGAGUCAAGUCAGCCGACAGCCGCCGAGCAGAUUCCAGUUUUUGUUAGCAGCAAUCGUCAAGUCUCCAGACAUCAUCAGCAGUUAGUUUGAUUUUUUUUCAUUCGCUACAAUUACGUAGUUACGUAUUAUAUUAUUAUUAUUAUAGCAUUUUGGAGAAUGAGUAUGCGAACAAAAGUCAUCUUAUAGCUAGAAUCAGAGAACAAAGUCCAAUGAAUAAAAUAAUUAAAUAACAUAUUUUAACGUCAACUAGAAUUUGCAAGCGAUUCGAGUAAACGCAGGAAUGUUAAGUGCUUCAAAGUUUAAUAUUUUUGAUUCGACAACUAGUAGUUAAAAAGAGAGGAUAUAAACUACCUAUCCUCUGAACAGGAGUCUUUUAUGAAUUAUGAAACAAACUAAAUAGCAAUUACUGUCACGCUUGAUCAUUAAAGUUCAGUCUUUGUCGAUUAGUGCUGAUACGAAUAAUAUAUAAAAAAAUCGCACACAAGAUAGAUUUGUAAUUUUUGAGGACUCAGAGAAAUUUAUGAAAUAAUAAAACAGCGCUUUCAAAUAUGAAA